GGAAGUCCCAAGUCGCCCCGGGGGCGUACGGAGGAGACUUGCUGGCUUGGUCCCCGCCCUGGACUGGACUGAGGAGUGGGGUGUCAGGGGCCAAGUCGAGACCACGGAUGGAAGAGAGCCCCCCUGAUGGCACAGGCCCCGUGCACGUGCCUUUUGGGCACAUCGUGGCCAAUGACAAAUGGCGCGGGUCGCAGCUGGCGGGGGAGAUGCAAGGGAGAAUUAAGCUCAUUUUUGAGGAUGGCCUGAUACCAGAUUUUUACCUGUCAAACAGAUCCUGCAUUCUUUAUGUCACCGAGGCUGAUUUGGUGGCAGGAAAUGGGUAUAGAAAGAGGCUUGUUCGGGUUAGAAAUUCCAGUAAUCUCCAAGGGAUUGUAGUAGUUGAAAAAACCCGAAUGAGUGAACAGUAUUUCCCAGCCUUACAGAAGUUCACUGUGCUGGACCUCGGGAUGGUGUUGCUUCCAGUGUCCAGCCAGGUGGAAGCAUCCUGCCUCAUUGUCCAGUUAGUUGAAGAGCAAAUCAAAGAGCCCAGUAAGAACCCUCUUCUCAGGAAGAAACGGCCUCAGCUGUCUGAGCUAUCCCUCCUUCGAACCGUACAGCAGAUCCCAGGGGUUGGAAAAGUUAAAGCCCCACUGCUGCUGCAGAAGUUUCUGAGCCUCCAGCAGCUGAGUAACGCGUCCGUCCAAGAACUGGAGCAGGUUGUUGGGCCUGCCGCAGCACAGCAGAUCCACGCCUUCUUCACGCGGGCCAGGUGACGGCUGGCCUCACAGCUGCCAUGUCUAUCUCCAGACCACAAACCACAGGAUCUUCAAGAACCAAGAAAAAAGAGGCUUCUCACAGCAACUUGUGAAGGAUGAGGUGAAGCCUGAACGGAGCCGGCCAGUCCUCCUGCCCUCCCGUCCACAUCUCAGUCAGUGGGCACUGCUCUCCUCCUGCAGAGAUGAAAAGGCCCGUGGGGCUCUUCCUCGACUGUCAGGCACUCGUAGGGCCCUGUUUUAAUGUGCAGCCUUGACCUAUGUCUGUCACAGAAAGGUGGCUCACGCCUGUAAUCCCUGCGCUCUGGGAGGCCAAAGCAGGUGGAUCACUUGCGCUCAGGAGUUCAAGACCAGCCUGAGCAAGAGCAUGACUCCGUCUCUACUAAAAAUAGAAAAACUAGCCAGGUGUUGUGGUGGGCACCUGUAAUCCCAGCUACUGGGGAGGCUGAAAAAAGAGAAAAGGUCUGAAAAGUUUCCAGUGGGGAUGUGACCAUGAAGGAAAGUAAUAUACAGUGGAGACUGUGUGUACCUUGUUCCUGGUGUCAGGGCUGCUGUUCUCCAAGUCUGGCCAUGAUCUAUCUGUCCUCUGAGGGCUGCUGCCAUUGUAAAUAAACCAGAGCACAGCAAGUUCCUUCCUUCUUUCCUUUGUUCAUUCCUUCCUUCCUCCCCCAUUUUCUUUUUCAGGUAGCCACGCACUUUGUUUUAAUCACUGGGCACAUAUUCUGAAUACAGAAAGCCUGGAGUCUGGAGUUGGCAUUUAGAGAUGAAUGAUAAAUAUGCAAGGCGGAAAAUAAGGUGUUUGUGUACGUACAGCCCAGCACUGGGAAGACACACAGGAAAACGUCAGGGGCACCUGUGUCCAGUGAGAGGAUAUAGGGGCUGGUGAGAGCCGAGUCCUGCUUUGUGAAAUGUUGUUAUGGCAAUUUUAAAAAUCAAAACAAAACGGGUUUGGCUCCUGUAGCUCAGUGGUUAGGGUGCCAGCCACGCAUACUUUAAUUGUUAAUUAGAACCCGCCCCUGGCCUGCCAAACAACAAUGACAACUGCAACAAAAAAUAAAAAUAGCCGGGCGUUGUGGUUGGUCCCCGUAGUCCCAGCUGCUUGGGAGGCUGAGGCAAGAGAAUCGCUUUAGCCCAAGAGUUUGAGGUCACUGUGAGCUGUGAUGCCAUGGCAUUCUACCGAGGGCGACAUAAUGAGACUCUGCCUCCAAAAAAAAAAAAAAAAGGAGUAAAUAAAAUCCAGA
Nycticebus coucang (slow loris) is the source of this 1993-nucleotide messenger RNA. It is a transcript of the gene FAAP24, whose product is annotated as FA core complex associated protein 24. The record is from RefSeq and is a predicted model, not a curated record. The coding region runs from base 108 to 752 and encodes 214 amino acids. The transcript has 5 exons. NCBI's taxonomy places the organism in Eukaryota, Metazoa, Chordata, Mammalia, Primates, Lorisidae. Gene Ontology annotation, biological process: interstrand cross-link repair. Gene Ontology annotation, cellular component: Fanconi anaemia nuclear complex. Gene Ontology annotation, molecular function: chromatin binding.